Molecule: messenger RNA, 3348 nt
Organism: Salmo salar (Atlantic salmon)
Lineage: Eukaryota; Metazoa; Chordata; Actinopteri; Salmoniformes; Salmonidae
Product: alpha-(1,3)-fucosyltransferase 4-like
Cellular component (GO): membrane
Molecular function (GO): alpha-(1->3)-fucosyltransferase activity
Source: RefSeq, a predicted model, not a curated record
UUAACGGUAUGAUCAUUGAUUCAAGAGGUCUGCAUUUUAACGGUAUGAUCAUUGAUUCAAGAGGUCUGCAUUUAACGGUAUGAUCAUUGAUUCAAGAGGUCUGCAUUUUAACGGUAUGAUCAUUGGUUCAAGCCAGUGAGGUAUAUAAUUCAGUUCAGGCACUGCUGCAUCUAGGCUACAUAGCAGCCCUCAACCCGAGGGACAGCAUGUUUACUUGUGCCAUCCUGAAAGAGCCUCUCAGGGUGACAAAGACCGCAUUCACCAGUAACCGGAGCUCGCACGCUGCCACAUCAAGUAUUUGAGCAGGAUGGUGUUUCGGCCUAUCUGUUUGCGGCCACAUUCACCAACAACACAGCUCAGGAAAUGUAGGUAACACAUGAUUAAAGUCUGGUGGCGGAUGUCCUAAUCUUGCCUGACAGAGCAGAGACAGACUGUAGGCCUAACUUCAUUGUUUUCCUGAGACGGGGCCGACUGGUUUUUCCUCAUAGCGGAGGGGGUAGCAGGUGUGAGGAAGGAGGACCUUAACUUUUGUCCUUGUCAUCCUAGCCCAGGUGGAAGAGAUCAUUAUUCUGAGUUCGACGGAGAGGCGAAUGUGACAGGGCAGUUGACGUUAAAGUUGUAGAACUUCUGGAGUUAAUGGCAAAGGGUGCAUGAGCAGUUAAUGGAUAUAAGGACUGGAAGUCUGACAGGAUUUCAUGGAGCUAACUCAGUGGGCUACUCAGUGGAUAACAGGUGGUCGUUCUACCUUUCACAGAGCCGGUAAGCGCCCCAGUUUGUGUCGCUGCAAAACAUUUAGAGUGGCUGUUCUGAGAACAUUAUGCUCGUGGGUGUGUUUCACCGCUCUCGUCUGUGCGCUCUUUCUCCUCCUUGGAGUGUGUUUUCUCAAUCUCUUUGACCCACGACUCCAACCCCUCUCUCUCACUGGAGUCGAACCCAGAGAUGUCACCCUUCUGUUGUGGACUCACCCCUUCGGCCAAUACCGCAGACUGCCGGACUGCGAGGCGCGCUUUGGGAUACGUGGGUGCGUACUGACCGACGACCGACGCAUGUACCCUGGGGCCGACGCCAUCAUCAUGCACCACCGUGAGAUAGCAACCAACGCCACGGCACUCCCGUCCGACCCACGACCCCGUGGCCAGAAGUGGAUCUGGAUGAAUUUUGAAUCCCCGUCUCACACUCGUGGCCUGCGGCGGUUCGAGGGCUUGUUCAACCUCACCAUGACCUACCGUGCCGAUUCAGACAUCUUUCUCCCCUACGGCUACCUUGUGACCCGCCUUCACCCUCACGCCAACGCCCCCCACACACGCCCCCGACGGCUCCACCUACUGGCCUGGGUCAUCAGUAACUGGUCGGAGUCGCAGGCCCGCGUGGCGUAUUACCGUCGGCUGGUUAACUACGUUGACGUGGAUGUGUUCGGGCGUGCAGGUGUGCCACUGCCAGAGGACAGCACUGUGGUGCGCACGGUGAGGCGUUACCUGUUUUAUCUGGCGUUGGAGAACUCACAGCACACCGACUACAUCACCGAGAAGCUCUGGAACUCCUUACUGGCCGGGGCCGUUCCUGUAGUUUUUGGGCCUCCGCGGGAAAACUACGAACGCUUCCUCCCCCAUGAUGCCUUCAUUCAUGUGGACGACUUCCCCUCUCCCCACCUGCUCGCCCAAUACCUGAUGCUGCUGCGCCGGAGCCCCUCCCUCCUGCAGAGACACCUGGCCUGGAGGAGGAGCUACAGCGUGCACCUGACCGCCUUCUGGGCGGAGCAUUACUGCACAGCGUGUCGCGUUGUUCGGAACCACAGACUCCGGACUGACACCAUCACCAACCUUCAGCGCUGGUUUGAGUCCUGACCCCUGACCUCUGCUUUUUGACCUUCCAAUAUGUGGUGACUACUAUGAACACGAUUGGUCAGAAAUCUAGCCACAACCCCAUCUGUAGCAGGGAAUCUAUAGGAACUGUCUUCAACACCAUUUAGUAAACAGUGGAUCACAGGAAGAAAACACUUCAUAUUUAUUGAACAUCAUUGAACUGUAAUUCACUUGUCUGUUAUUUUUGUUGUUGUUAUUAGUCAGGGUUCAGUAGUAUUAUGAAGUGUGUUGUGUCAGACUGUCUAAGAAACAUAGAUAUUGCUUUAAUCAGCGUGUUGUGUGGAUAGUUAAGAUGGCUGCUUUUGGAGGCCUAGCCUUUCUUAAACUUAAGGACGGGACAGUGGAAUGGGUUAAGCAUCAUGGCCAUGUUAACCCCAGUAGCCUUGAUACUGCCCUGACAUGACCAGGUGACCAGGUUCUAUUUACCCCACACCACUAGACAUGGGCAAUGUCAACCCCAAGAUAAACCACAACACUACCCCCUGGCUCCUGUUCCACCUCCAAAGAAGAUACCUGUGACACACACACACACACACACACACACACACACACACACACACACACACACACACACACACACACACAGCUCCAUCCACCUCUAUGAUCCCUCUCAUAGAAAUUGUACAAGGUAUAUUUAGUACAUCAAAUGUCCAUGUCUUUCUUACCUUACUUGUCUGAUUGGUUCAGUUGUUUCAGUCCAAGGUAUUUCACACUUUUUAAUGUUUUUUUCCCACUACAUGUGAACAUUCUAAUGUAUGUUUGCAAUUGCAACAAAUGAAACUUGAACUUGACCUGCUUAAGCAAGUUUUGCCUCCAAAGUAGUCACUCUUACGCAUAAUCACAAUUGGUGGCGCUUUGUCUUCGAACAUAGACCAAACCCAUUGUUGGUCUUUAUUUAAAGGCCUAUCCCAUUGUGGGUCUUUAUUUAAAGGCCUAUCCCAUUGUUGGUCUUUAUUUAAAGGCCUAUCUCAUUGUUUGUCUUUAUUUAAAGGCCUAUCCCAUUGUUGGUAUUUAUUUAAAGGCCUAUCCCAUUGUUGGUCUUUAUUUAAAGGCCUAUCCCAUUGUUGUUCUUUAUUUAAAGGCCUAUCCCAUUGUUGUUAUUUAUUUAAAGGCCUAUCCCAUUGUUGGUCUUUAUUUAAAGGCCUAUCCCAUUGUUGGUCUUUAUUUAAAGGCCUAUCCCAUUGUUGGUAUUUAUUUAAAGGCCUAUCCCAUUGUUGGUCUUUAUUUAAAGCCUAUCCCAUUGUUGGUCUUUAUUUAAAGGCCUAUCCCAUUGUUGGACUUUAUUUAAAGGCCUAUCCCAUUGUUGGUCUUUAUUUAAAGGCCUAUCCCUUGUUGGUCUUUAUAUAUACGUGACCUACUUGUUGUGUGUAUGUACUGACAAGUAUGUGGAACUGAUAGAUUCACACACACGCUACAUGUUAAUGUAUUUAAAUGUAUGUAAAUUGUAAAGUAUUUUGCCUGUAAUGUCUUCUUUUUUUCUUAUGUG